This is a messenger RNA of Salvelinus namaycush (lake trout), 4011 nucleotides long. RefSeq names its product solute carrier family 39 member 6 (gene slc39a6). Gene Ontology annotation, molecular function: zinc ion transmembrane transporter activity. The record is from RefSeq and is a predicted model, not a curated record. Bases 465 to 2543 code for a protein of 692 amino acids. NCBI's taxonomy places the organism in Eukaryota, Metazoa, Chordata, Actinopteri, Salmoniformes, Salmonidae. Gene Ontology annotation, cellular component: membrane. Gene Ontology annotation, biological process: zinc ion import across plasma membrane; intracellular zinc ion homeostasis. The transcript is spliced from 11 exons.
AACCAACCAAACCGACUUGCGCUAUAGCCAUGGCAGCUAUUAGUCUCCUAUGUUAUUUAUCAUAAAAUAUGACUACGCAGUACCUGUCUUGAUGGCAUUAAACUAGGAGAAGCUAGUUAACAUUAGCUAGCUAGGCUAAUUCAGGCUUCAGUGCAUGCACUUUCUUAUCCUACAGUUACCAAUAACAACCACUCCGUUCAGAAUGUUAAGGAGCAAGCAGUCUACCUGUUGGUUCUUGCAGCCUAUCCUUCUCCUUUUAAUCAUGUCAUUUUUCUUCCAUUGAUUAGGCCUAUCUAUCUCCUAACUUUUGCCACACACGGAGGCUCUAUGACUGUAGCCUGUUGCCGCUUUGAUGACUUGAUUUGCCAGCAACAACAACAAGGUACGGGGAGAAUGGCACCAUUUCGCUGGCAGGCCUGAAGCGGCUGUUGGAAAACGUGGGACUCGACCGAAUACGAAAGGUCAUGGUGCAACACCAUGAGCAACCCGAGGACGACGGAGCGGAGGGGCAUCGGCAUGGACACCACAACCACCACCGUAACCACCAACACGAGGACGAGCACAAUGGCACACACCGUCAAAAGCACUCCCACCGCCCCCCCAUUGAGCCCAAAAAGGUUCCCGAGACCCCCAAAGUGCCCAAAGUAGAUGACCCUGUCCUGGGGAAGAAAGUGGAGAAUUCGGAUGCCCACCAUAACCUCUAUGUGAAGAAAACCACCGCGGCGCAGGAGAUUAGCACCACCACUGAGGCAGUGCGCAGUCGGCGGGAAGCCCCCACUGCUAGUCUGACCACUGUCAUACUGGUCAGCAACUCUCUGGGGGCUGAGAACCAAACGCAGCCACCCAUGGUCAGGCCGGAGGGCUCGGAUAACCAGCACUUAUACGACCAUGACCACGAUAAUGACCAUAAUGAUCACAACCAUGAUCAUGAACACAGUCAUGAUGACCACAGCCAUGGUCAGGACAGCCUCCACAACCAGAGCCAAGAUCACAUACAGGAGAAAGCAGAGUGUUUGAAUGCCUCCAGUAUCCUGUCGUCCCACGGGAUGGCCGAAGGGGCCCUGUCUCUCAGUGACUUCGGCUACCUGUGCCCUGCCCUUCUCAACCAGAUCGAUGCCAAGUCCUGCAUACUGCACGGCAACCAACCACCCCAGCAUGUCAACAAAGUUCACAAGCAUAAUGAUCCCCAUCACCAUGGUCAUCACAACCAUGAUCACACUCACGAGGACCAUCAAGUGAAUGAAAACAAGAAAGUAGGCUCAAUUCAAGCGGCGUGGGCCGGCGGCUUUGUCUCCAUCACCAUCAUCAGCCUGCUGUCCUUGGCUGGCGUGGUGCUCAUCCCGUUGAUGAACCGCGUCUUCUUCAAGUUCCUGCUCAGCUUCCUGGUGGCGCUGGCUGUGGGCACGCUGAGCGGAGACGCCUUCCUGCACCUCAUACCUCACUCUCAGGGGGGCCACCACCACUACCAGCACUCUGUGAACAGGACAUCAGGGCACGGUCUCCACGGGGAGGAGGAAGAGGACCAUAACCUGGACGGGGUGUGGAAGGGGUUGACGGCCCUGGGCGGAGUCUACUUCAUGUUCCUCAUCGAGCACUUCCUCACACUGGGCAAAAUGUACAAGGACAAACAGAAGGUGAAGAAAUAUGACCAGAAUGAUGACAAGGUGGAUCCUGAGAAACUACCGGGACUGGAGGAGAACGACCUAAAGCCAAUUGAAGAUGUGAAUACUAACGGAGGUGGCAACUUCGGCGACCACCACAGCGAUGGACUCCACCGGGGCAGCGAGGAGGAGGAGGUAAUGCUGGCGCCCGCCACCUCACCCGAGGGCUACGCCUCCGUGUCGGGCUCGGCGGCUGCUGCCACCUACACAGCAGGGGACUGUGAGAACAAGUGCCACUCCCACUUCCACGACACGGUGGGCGAGGCAGACAACCUGCACCACCACCACCACGAAUACCAUCACAUCCUGCACCACCACCACUCUCAGAACCACCAUCCACACAGCCACUCGCAUUCGUAUUCGGAACAACACUUCCAGCAGGCGGGUGUGGCCACGCUGGCCUGGAUGGUUAUCAUGGGCGACGGGCUGCACAACUUCAGUGACGGCCUGGCCAUCGGGGCGGCGUUCACGGAAGGGCUGUCCAGUGGCCUCAGUACGUCGGUGGCCGUGUUCUGCCAUGAACUGCCUCACGAGCUGGGUGACUUCGCUGUGCUGUUGAAGGCUGGCAUGACAGUGCGACAGGCCAUUCUCUACAACAUGCUGUCUGCCAUGAUGGCGUACCUGGGCAUGAUCACGGGCAUCCUCAUUGGGCACUACGCUGACAACAUCUGCAUGUGGAUCUUCGCCCUCACCGCCGGGCUCUUCCUGUAUGUUGCCCUGGUGGACAUGGUCCCGGAGAUGCUCCACAACGAUGCUGGGGACCACGGCUUCAGCCACUGCGGCUUCUUCCUGCUCCAGAACGCAGGCAUCCUGUUGGGCUUCUGCAUCAUGCUGCUCAUCGCAAUCUUUGAACAUAAAAUCCAGCUGGAAAUAGACCUCUAAACUGAUGGAUCUCAAACCUGGUCUCCAAGGACCCCUGUGUUUGCAGGUUUGAUUCCAAACCGAACUUGGUACUGGGAGAAGGAAUAGAUUAAUCGAACAUGGUUAGUUGAUUUAGAACAGAAUGUAGCCUUAAGUUUGAUUGUAAGCCCACAUGCACAGGCAUCCUUGGAACACCAGCAGUGUUGAGAAACACUCCUCAAACUGACAGGACCAAGCGCCGUGUGUCUCAUCUGCCAAGUGGCCACAUCACGAGUCAGCCAUUACGGUGUCUUUCCCUCUCAUCUCCUCUCCUCCAAGAAGUGAAAAAGAAAUGAUUAGUGUGAACAUUUAUUUUUGGUCAAGGUACAACUGUUGCAAAAUGUCAAUUGGCAUGUGUUCUGUAUGUGUUUUUUAUGUCUGACAAACCUUUGGUGUUGCGUAGCUGUCUGUCUUCCCUCAGUGUGCUUCAUGUUUUAUUUCUGGUCAAGAUUUACAGUUAAAAAAAAACUAAAUGGAGGACCGUGUUUUGUUGACGGGAUGUUUGGAAAGGACAAGCUUUGUUUGUGGGCGUCAGAACAAGGGCCAAUCCUUUUAAUGUUGUGUUUAUUUCAAAUCCACAAGGGUCAAGUGAAAGCUCAUUGAUUGGGCAAGGAGGCUUCAUGCCCAAUUUCGGGGCCACUGUACCACAGGUUGUAACUUUAAACAUUGUAAGUGCCAGUCGGCUUGAGCCUGUUUUAAUCCCAACCUAACCCACCUCCUUGGUAACAGUGCACCAAGUCUUUAAAUGCCCGAUCAAAACGAAUCAAGCCAAUUUAAGGGCAGUUAAUAUCACUAUGCCUCGGGAAUUGUGUGCAUAGUGCUAUACUCGGUGGGGGGGACUUGGAUCAGUCUUUUAAGUCUGUUACAUUGUCCUCACAGAGGAAAGUUGGUUGUGAAUGGGUUUGAAUUAGCUCUGCAAAUCAAGGCUAAUUUACGAGGUACAGUAUCUCACAAGUAACACUGUGUUGAGCAUUUUCUCCCCAUGAAAGUAGUCUAUUAGAGAAAAAAGGCUCCAUCUCUAUCCCUAAGUUUGUUAAUUUAGCCAGUGUCAAUAGGGAUAUCCAGUCAUGGGACUAGAUAGAUAUCGAUCGAUCUGAUACAUGAGUACAUUUUCUCUUCACGAAGUGAUUAUAGUGGUAACUUCUUUCAAAGGUCCUAUGAUGAAUGUGUGAUCUAUGUCUGUUCAGAAUGAAGCCACUCAAAGUGGUAUUAUGUUUUUAAGUUAUCGUGCCAAUAUCUCAUCUCGCUGUGUUUUGAAAAGACAACCAAACCUUUGGUCAGGAAAAAUGUAUGUUUUCAUCUGUUUCACACACUGUUUAAGGAAGAGGUACAUCAUGAAGAGAACUAUUUUGUGUGCCAUUAUUUUACUGUUGUGUACGUCAGGCAGCUUUGGAUGUAAUAUGUGUUACUUUACAUUCCAGAAGAAAAUAAAAGUUAUUGCCUACCACCA